AUGGCGACGUCUACCGGUCCGCACCACAAGUUCUCGCUGCAUAGCGAGCACAGCUACCUCCGGAUCGCCAUCUACUCCGAGGACGGGUCUGUGCCAGUGAGCGACGUGAAGCUGCUCAAGUUCGCCAUCGACAACACGCUCAAGUCGGCGUUCGGUGUCGUGGGGGCGUCGGCCAGCGAUUUCGACGUCAUUUCUUUCGAGAAGACGGCGGCCAAUAGCAAAGAGCCCAGCACGGCGCUGCUUCGCGUCCAGCGUGGCGGACUGGAGACUCUGCGGGGUGCCAUCACCAUGUGCACGACCCUGGACGGGAAGCUGUGCAAGCUCGAGGUGCUGCACAUGGGCGACUCGCUCAUGGACAUGGCCUCCGGGAGGUUUUUGUAG
Messenger RNA from Phytophthora sojae, 381 nucleotides. RefSeq lists its product as hypothetical. The record is from RefSeq and is a predicted model, not a curated record. The transcript has 2 exons. Gene Ontology annotation, cellular component: ribonuclease P complex. Gene Ontology annotation, biological process: tRNA 5'-leader removal. NCBI's taxonomy places the organism in Eukaryota, Oomycota, Peronosporomycetes, Peronosporales, Peronosporaceae. Bases 1 to 381 code for a protein of 126 amino acids. Gene Ontology annotation, molecular function: ribonuclease P RNA binding.